Drosophila bipectinata is the source of this 567-nucleotide messenger RNA. The record is from RefSeq and is a predicted model, not a curated record. Lineage: Eukaryota; Metazoa; Arthropoda; Insecta; Diptera; Drosophilidae.
AUGAAACACUGGCCUUUGUAUGCCUUGAGCCUCCUGGUCCUGGCCAGUUGUGUGGAUAGAGCCACGCCCUCCCUGUUGGCCCUCAAGAAGAAGCUUCUGUUCGGCGGAGGCGGCGGCGGCGGUUGGGGAGGAGGCGGUGGCGGCGGAUUCGGCUGGGGUGGCGGCGGAGGAGGCGGUUACCAGGGCGGUGGAGGCGGCUAUCACGGCGGCGGCGGCGGUUACAACGGCGGAGGAGGAUAUCAUGGCGGCGGUGGAGGUGGAAACUAUGGCGGUGGUGGAGGAGGAUAUCAUGGCGGCGGUGGUGGCGGAAAAACCAUUGACAUCUACGUCGUGAAACCUGUCUACAGCAGCGGAGGAGGUGGUGGCCACAGAUGGGGCGGCGGUGGAGGAGGCGGCUAUGGAGGCGGCGGAGGCGGACCCCAGUGGGGCGGCGGCGGCGGAGGAGGAGGCGGUGCCGGAUCCUGGGCCAGUAGUAGUGCCAAUAGCUGGGCAGGAGCCGGAGGUGUUGGAGGAGGCAGUGGUGCCUAUGCCAAGGCCUCAGCCAAUGCCUAUGCAGGAUCUUGGUAG